CUGAUUGAGCUCCAUUGCAGUUGAACAUUGAAGAGCACUUUCUUCGCACACUCUCUACACCGAAUCUCUUCGUGUAUUGAUAGGUCUGGAAGCUGUUAUCCAUGGAGGAUUAUCAGAAGGAGGAGCCUUUGGUGGAUAAGAUUGAGGAGAAGUCGUCGGAAGACGAGAAGGAAUAUUCAGUUAACAGCAAGGUGUACCGCCUCUUCGGAAGGGAGAAGCCUGUUCAUAGUAUUCUCGGCGGUGGAAAGCCUGCCGAUGUUUUUAUGUGGAAGAACAAGAAGGUGUCGGCAGGAGUGCUCGCAGGGGCUACGGCUGUAUGGAUUUUGUUCGAUGUCCUUGAAUACCAUCUGCUCACAUUGGUCUGCCAUAGCUUGAUCCUCAGCUUGGCGAUUUUGUUUCUAUGGUCGAGUGCUACGACGUUCAUCAACAAAUCUCCCCCACGCAUCCCGGAAGUUGUUAUUCCGGAAGACUGUGUGGUGAAAUCCGCAGCUGCUUUGAGGAAUGAAAUCAACCACGGAUUCGUAAUUCUUAGGGACAUUGCAUUAGAAAAGGAUGCAAAGAAGUUCCUCGCGGUUGUCGCGGGAUUGUGGGUGUUAUCCAUCUUGGGGACUUGGCUCGACUUCUUGACGCUUCUAUACACGAUCGCCGUGUUGCUAUUCACCGUGCCUCUAUUCUACGACAAGUAUCAGGACAAAGUCGACUCUUUUGCCGAGAAGGCAAUUACGGAGCUAAAGAAACAAUACGCUGUCAUAGACGCCAAAGUAUUGAGCAAAAUCCCGCGCGGACCUCUCAAAGAUAAAAAGCAUGAAUAGCUCGAUGAUUAAGAUUAUCGCCGUCUACUAGGAUAAAUCAAUCGAUGUUUUUCUAAGAACUUAGCUCUAUCUUCUACUACUUAUGCGAUUGUACAAAACACGUUCUAACCCGAAACACUUUCACUUCUUCGUUUAUAGUAAAACCUUAUGUU
Molecule: messenger RNA, 964 nt
Organism: Andrographis paniculata
Lineage: Eukaryota; Viridiplantae; Streptophyta; Magnoliopsida; Lamiales; Acanthaceae
Product: reticulon-like protein B2
Exons: 5
Coding region: 102-812 (236 amino acids)
Source: RefSeq, a predicted model, not a curated record